AUGACCAAAACUGAUAAUCAGGAAAAACCCAACUAUAAAUACCUAACUAAUUGUGUUCCGUUCAAAAAUCGAACUACCUCAAAACCACAAUCACAAAAUUAUACAAAUAUAAAUACUCAAUUGAAAAUGGCUGUUAAAGGUUUAGGAGAAGUUGAUCAAAAAUACGAUGGUUCCAAAUUAAGAAUUGGUAUUCUUCAUGCCAGAUGGAAUAGAAAAAUCAUUGACGCAUUGGUGGCAGGAGCCGUCAAGAGAUUGCAAGAAUUUGGUGUUAAAGAAGAAAAUAUUAUUAUUGAAACUGUUCCUGGUUCAUUUGAAUUACCAUAUGGUUCUAAAUUAUUUGUUGAAAAACAAAAAAGAUUAGGUAAACCAUUAGACGCCAUUAUUCCAAUUGGAGUUUUAAUCAAAGGUUCAACCAUGCAUUUUGAAUAUAUUUGUGAUUCAACCACACACCAAUUGAUGAAAUUGAACUUUGAAUUAGGCAUUCCUGUUAUUUUUGGUGUCUUGACUUGUUUGACUGAUGAACAAGCUGAAGCUAGAGCUGGUUUGAUUGAAGGCAAAAUGCACAACCAUGGUGAAGAUUGGGGUGCUGCUGCUGUCGAAAUGGCCACUAAAUUCAAUUAA
Candida albicans SC5314 is the source of this 621-nucleotide messenger RNA. It is a transcript of the gene RIB4, whose product is annotated as lumazine synthase. Gene Ontology annotation, cellular component: intracellular anatomical structure; riboflavin synthase complex; mitochondrial intermembrane space. The coding region runs from base 1 to 621 and encodes 206 amino acids. Gene Ontology annotation, molecular function: 6,7-dimethyl-8-ribityllumazine synthase activity. Gene Ontology annotation, biological process: riboflavin biosynthetic process. NCBI's taxonomy places the organism in Eukaryota, Fungi, Ascomycota, Pichiomycetes, Serinales, Debaryomycetaceae. The record is from RefSeq and is a predicted model, not a curated record. The transcript is spliced from 2 exons.